Messenger RNA from Sphaeramia orbicularis (orbiculate cardinalfish), 1269 nucleotides. RefSeq names its product T-SNARE Domain Containing 1 (gene tsnare1). Gene Ontology annotation, cellular component: membrane. The coding region runs from base 150 to 677 and encodes 175 amino acids. Gene Ontology annotation, biological process: vesicle-mediated transport. Lineage: Eukaryota; Metazoa; Chordata; Actinopteri; Kurtiformes; Apogonidae. The record is from RefSeq and is a predicted model, not a curated record. The transcript is spliced from 8 exons.
ACACUCCACACAGCAACAAACCAACAAAGUCAUCACCAGCACCAGCCAACUCAUCAAACAGCUCUCUGAUAUAAUCAGUGGCUCUUCACGGCAAGACCGUCUGCGCCUGACCAGACUAAAGACCGAACUGUCGGAGUCUGUGCAGCGCUAUGGGGAUCUGCAGAAGAAAAUUGCAGAGCGCUCGAAGGCCUUGCUUCCUCCUGCACAGAAAGACAAGAAGAAGAGUCCCCAGACCCCGUUGGCCGAGCAGAACGAGGAGGGUCCGCUGUUUGGAGAGGAGGCGGCAUCAGACGGAGGAGUUCAGGCUUUCCUGUCCGAGAUCAGCGAGGAGGAUGUGGAGGUGCUCCGCCAGAGGGAGGAGGCUCUGCUGCAGAUCGAAAGAGACAUGUGGAUGUCAGUCAGAUCAUGAAGGACCUUGCCAGUAUGGUCCACGAACAAGGAGACGCUAUAGACAGCAUCGAAGACUACAUCCAGACCGCGUCGUCCAAUGUGGAUUCAGCCAAUCAGGAGCUUGCGAAGGCCAACCAUUACCAGAGGCAGCUGAGAAAGAGGAAGUGCUACCUCCUGGUGGCCGGAGCCAUCGUCCUGACCAUCCUCAUCAUCAUUAUUGCCGUUUCAGCCAGAAAAUGAGCCUGGUCCCUGCGGUCGCAGCUGUCAUUCCAGUGUGGCUGCCAUGAUCCGGCCCAGUCUGAACCUUGACCUGAGCAGCUGGUUUCCAGUAGGACGCUGCCCUGCGUCAACUUCUCCACUCCAUCAUCUCCGCCUCUGUUUACAUGUGCAUCAGUCUGAGGAUUCCACAGCAGUUAUUCAGCCUCUUAUGUAAUCAUCAUUGUCUGUUUUUUUUCUGUCAUUUUGGAUGUUUCCUGUGACUGGAAUGCAAUUAUCACCGCUGAGGCCACGGUGGUUCCAUCAGAGGCACACGCUGGGGGGUUUCCUGUCUCGGAUGUGUCCUGCGAAGGGUUCCCGCUGUGUGUCCGACACCUUCAGCUCCUCCAGACUGAUGAAGGUGACGCAGACGCUGGAGGAUGAGGAGCGGCGUCUGGAGCUCGACUGUGUUCACCGCUGGACUGUACGCUGUGCUUUGGUUCCUUCAAGUAUUUUUACUGACUUGAUAUUUAUCUGCUUGUAAUGUAAUUUAAUUAUUAUUAUUAUUAUUAUUAUUAUUAUUAUUAUUAUUAUUAUUAUAUUGUAGCGUUUGUUGAUAUUGGUACAAAUUGUGAGAAAAAUAUUAUAUCUUACCAAAUAAAAGUCUUAAGUCGAACAGCAACA